AUGUGCACCAACAUAGUCUAUGAGUGGCUGAAGACCCUGCAGCUUUCCCAGUAUGCGGAGUCCUUCGUAGAUAAUGGCUAUGAUGACCUGGAGGUUUGCAAGCAAAUAGGGGACCCGGACCUGGAUGCCAUUGGGGUGUUGGUGCCCCACCACAGGCGCCGAAUUCUUGAAGCAGUGAUGAGGUUGAAAGAGGAGGACGAGACCGCUGCUGGUCUCUAUUUCACCUUGGAGCCUCAGCAGCAGCAGGGCUCGCCCUCUCCCUCCCCAGAGAUCUACACUAGCCACCUGGUGGAGCAGUAUGAGGCUAAGGCUUGGAGGGAGCCUAGCCCUCGCCAUCGUCAGGGGAACCAGGGGACCCCCAGGAGCCAGAAACUUGGGCCCCGCAGCAGGGAGCUGAUGAUUUACCCAAAACUGAAACUUAAAAUCAUGAUUAGGGAUAAACUCAUCCGGGAUGGGAUCAACCUGAGCAAGCCCCCUUACUCCAACAAGGACGGGUCACUGGGUAACAUCGAUGACCUGGCACAGCAGUAUGCAGAUUACUAUAACACCUGUUUUACUGAUGUUUGUGAGAGGAUGGAGGAGCUGCGCAAACGGAGGGUUUCUCAAGACCUUGAUAUGGAGAAACCCGAUGCCAGCCCCACAUCGCUACAGCUGCGGUCCCAGAUUGAAGAAUCACUUGGCCUCAGUAGUACUGUGUCAACACCAGAGACUGAAAGAAAGCUUUCCCUUCAUAAAUCAAGUUCUGAAGAAAACUCUGUAGGGAAAGCAGACUGGAAAAAGAAGAAUAAGUAUUUUUGGCAGAAUUUCCGAAAGAAUCAGAAAGGAAUAAUGAGACAGAGUUCGAAAGGAGAGGAUGUUGGUUAUGUGGCAAGUGAGAUCACAAUGAGCGAUGAGGAACGGAUCCAGCUGAUGAUGAUGGUGAAAGAGAAGAUGAUCACUAUUGAGGAAGCACUUGCUAGGCUGAAGGAAUAUGAGGCCCAGCACAGGCAGUCAGGCAUCACAGACUCUACAGAUUGGCCUGACGGCUCGUACCCAACAUUUGACGGGUCUUCCAAUUGUAAUUCAAGAGAACAAUCGGAUGAUGAAACAGAGGAGUCGGUGAAGUUUAAGAGGUUGCACAAGCUGGUUAACUCUACUCGCAGAGUCAGAAAGAAACUAAUUAGGGUGGAAGAAAUGAAAAAACCCAGCACAGAAGGUGUGGACGAGCACUCACUUGACAGCUCUCCUGUACUGGAUGACAGAUCGGCACUUUACUCUGGAGUUCACAAGAAGCAAUUCUACUUAGAUGGCUCUUCUGAAAAGCAGCCUGAGGAUGACUCGGACUCAUUCACCACUUCUCCUUCAUCCAGCAGCCUAGAUACUUGGGGUGCUAAUAGGAAGCUGGUUAAGACCGUCAGCAAAACUGAUAGCCGUGGCCUUAUUAAGCCCCCCAAGAAGCUGGGGACAUUUUUUUCUUACCCAGAAGAGGAGAAGACCCAGAAGGUUUGCCGCUCUUUGACAGAGGGGGAGAUGAAGAAGGGCCUUGGCUCCCUGAGCCAUGGGGUAAGUACUGAAAGUAUUUGCUUUUAUGACAGAAACAGGCACAAGCACCAUCUCCUGGUGUCCCUGGAGGAGGUUCAGAGUGUCAGGAAGCAGAUCCGAUUGAAGAAAAUGGAUACUAACUAUUCCUGUUCCAGAGCUUUUCUCUGCCAGCGUCCUGCCAGGAAAGGAGCAUCCCCUGCAACUUGUGACCUACAAUUGCUCCGGCACAAAGCCAAAGGGGGAGGAGGUUGUGGUUUCCCAAACAGAAGGCUUCGAGGGCGCACCUCUGUCAGUGAGUUCAAUAUCACCUACGUGGUGGAGAGAAGCCUGUACAGUCACCUCAACCUAUCACAGCUGGUGCGUCCCGUCACUGACAGGACCCUGAGCAAGGCAGACAAGCAGGACCUGCGGAGAUGCCUGCUGGAUGAGGAUGAGGAGGCCAAACGGAAGUGGGCCGCCACAGUGGACCGUUGUACUAAAAGGGUUCUCUUGAGAAUCCACCAAAAGUCUAGAACCUGUAGCUUUGGAGGAUUUGACUUGACAAAUCGUUCAUUGCACGUUGGAAACAACAACAACUCUGACCAAACGGGCAAAGAAGGAGACUUCAUUUAUAAAGAAGUGAUCAAGUCGCCCUCUGCCUCCCGUAUAUCUCUUGGCAAAAAGGUGAAGUCUGUAAAAGAAACCAUGAAGAAAAGGAUGUCUAAAAAAUAUAGCAGCUCUCUGUCAGAGCAGGACUCCAGCCCUGAUGUAAUGCCAGGUUCUCCGCAGUCACCACAGCCAGAGACUGAUUCUCUGGAUAAGCCCAAACUGAAAGCUGGUGGUUCAGUAGAAAGCCUGAGGAGCUCCUUAAGUGGUCAGAGCUCAAUGAGUGGUCAGACAGUGAGCACGACAGAUUCCUCAGCCAGCAACCGGGAGAGUGUCAAGUCUGAAGAUGGUGAUGAUGAAGAGCCUCCCUAUAGGGGACCUUUUUGUGGACGAGCCAGGGUUCACACUGAUUUUACACCCAGCCCUUAUGAUACUGACUCCCUGAAACUUAAGAAAGGUGAUAUCAUUGAUAUAAUCAGCAAACCUCCCAUGGGCACUUGGAUGGGCCUGUUGAACAAUAAAGUGGGCACUUUCAAAUUUAUCUAUGUGGACGUGUUAAAUGAGGAGGAAGAGAAGCCAAAGCGGCCCACAAGGAGACGACGGAAAGGAAGACCACCUCAGCCCAAGUCUGUCGAGGAUCUCCUUGAUCGUAUCAAUUUAAAGGAGCACAUGCCCACUUUUCUAUUCAAUGGUUAUGAAGAUCUGGACACUUUCAAACUGCUGGAGGAGGAAGAUUUGGAUGAGCUGAAUAUCCGAGACCCUGAGCACAGAGCUGUUCUCCUCACAGCUGUGGAGCUUUUACAGGAAUAUGAUAGUAACAGCGACCAGUCGGGGUCUCAGGAGAAACUUCUCAUAGAAGGCCAGGGACUGAGCAGAUGCUCCCCCCGGGAUUCUGGCUGCUAUGAAAGCAGUGAAAACCUGGAGAAUGGCAAGACUCGGAGGACCUGUCUGUUGCCCACAAAGUCAGCCAGUGAGCACUGCUUUAACAGAAACCAACUGCCAAGUUAUCCAACUCUGCCUUUGACUAAAUCGAUAGAAGCUCUCCAGCAAGGAAAGAAGGAAAUCCGGUUGAGUUGCUUUCAUCAUGCUCCCAAGAGCUGCAUCAAGCCUUCAAGCAUCACAGGUUUGAAGAAGAACCGCAGAAGUUUACCAGCAGCUGUCUGCCGGAGCUGUGAGACUCUGGAUGGCACCCAGAAUGUGGCCAAGUGGCCAAGAUCUCAUUCACUGGAUGACCUCCAAGGAGAAUCCAGCACUGACCUACCGAACACUAGUAAGAAAGUAGAUUCUUUCCCUCAGGAUGCACUGGAUGUAGCAAAAAAGACAACUGGGUCCGUCCUGAAGCCUAAGGCUCCUGGGGGUGGCAUGAGGGCAGAAGAGAAUCUACCUAAGCAAAGUAAAGGAACUGCUGAUUCUCAGAAGGGAAAAGCUAGGAAAUUGGACUGCUCAGUAACAGAGACUUCAUGUGGGACUCCUACUCAGUACCUGCUUAAACGCUGGGAGGCUCAGCCUACUUCAGUUACACACAACGUAACAAGGACACCUCUGGAAAAUCAUCAUAAAAGCAGUCAUGACCUUGAAAGGGCUGAUAACUCUCCAGUCCUCAAGGAAGGUCUGAAAGCUGAGGUAAAGGGCGUGAGCGAGGCAAGAAUUCAGUCAAAAAAUCCUUCACAGCCACCACCAGUCCCUGCCAAAAAAAGCCGAGAACGCCUUUCUAAUGGACUAUAUCAUCCCCCUCUGACCCUAAGUGGAGCCCUUUCAAGUCCAGAUGCACCAUGUUUGCCAGUAAAAAGGGCCAGUCCAUCCAGCCCCAUUGAUUGCCGUGUAGUACCUGCCUGUAGGCCCUCUUCUGAGCAGCCCAGUACCCCACCAAGCACACUGCCCCCUUGGCUAGCUGAGCUUUCUGAGACUGCUAGCAUUCAGCAACAUGUGGUAAAGCUAGGCCCUGCUUUAGCCAGGAAAGUCUCUUGUACUAGAGGACUGGAUCUGGAAAUGUUGAUAGAAAACAAGUUGCAGUCUGAAGAGAUUGAUCUCACAGAGGAACCAUAUUCAGACAAGCAUGGUCGCUGUGGGAUUCCUGAAGCUUUGGUGCAGAGAUACUCUGAAGACCUAGAGCAGCCUGAAAAGGAUGUUGCUACAAACAUGGACCAAAUCCGGGUGAAGCAGUUGAGGAAGCAGCACCGCAUGGCAAUUCCAAGCGGAGGGCUCACUGAAAUCUGCCGAAAACCUGUAUCCCCUGGACAUAUCACAUCUAUAACUGACUGGCUGGUUUCUAUUGGCCUGCCUAUGUAUUCUAGCUCACUCACAGAAGCAGGAUUCAACACGCUAAGCAAAGUGCCUUCUCUGUCACAAACUUGCCUUCAAGAAGCUGGCAUCACAGAGGAGAGGCACAUAAGCAAGCUCCUGGCAGCAGCAAGACUCUUCAAACCCCUCAAUCCAGAGGCAAUUUAA
Molecule: messenger RNA, 4554 nt
Organism: Emys orbicularis (European pond turtle)
Lineage: Eukaryota; Metazoa; Chordata; Testudines; Emydidae
Product: SAM and SH3 domain-containing protein 1-like
Exons: 20
Coding region: 1-4554 (1517 amino acids)
Biological process (GO): positive regulation of JUN kinase activity; positive regulation of non-canonical NF-kappaB signal transduction
Molecular function (GO): mitogen-activated protein kinase kinase kinase binding
Source: RefSeq, a predicted model, not a curated record